CCUCACCCUCACUCUGUCUCCCCUACAGCCAGCGCCAUUGUGGAGAUGUCCAAGGAGAAAGGCACAGAGCGAGUGUUGGAUCGUCACGUCACCCAGUUCACCUCAUCUGUGCAGCGCAUCGAGCUGGAGCUGUCGGGACAGAUCCGUUACCUGACCCAGGUGGCCACAGGUCAACCCCACGAGGGAUCCAGUUACGCGGCGAGGAAAGACGCCCAGAUGGCGGUGAACCGUGUAGAUUACACGCGUGUGAUGAUCCGUGACCUGGCUCGCUCAUGCGACCGGACCCUGGAGCAGCCGUGACUCGGUGGGUGGGUGAGAGAGUGGGGGGGAGGGGGUGGUGUGGAAGAGAUGGGGAGGGGGUUUGUGUCUUGACUCCCCCUCCCCCUCCCCCUCUGGAGAUGUCUCUGCAUGCAGGUGAUCGCGGGGAAACGCUCCCCCAAAUAAAUGCAAAACAACCGCUCUCCCC
Molecule: messenger RNA, 466 nt
Organism: Amblyraja radiata (thorny skate)
Lineage: Eukaryota; Metazoa; Chordata; Chondrichthyes; Rajiformes; Rajidae
Product: mediator of RNA polymerase II transcription subunit 11-like
Exons: 2
Biological process (GO): regulation of transcription by RNA polymerase II
Cellular component (GO): mediator complex
Molecular function (GO): transcription coregulator activity
Source: RefSeq, a predicted model, not a curated record